Messenger RNA from Caenorhabditis remanei, 1836 nucleotides. RefSeq lists its product as uncharacterized. Gene Ontology annotation, biological process: protein refolding; cellular response to unfolded protein. NCBI's taxonomy places the organism in Eukaryota, Metazoa, Nematoda, Chromadorea, Rhabditida, Rhabditidae. The transcript is spliced from 4 exons. The coding region runs from base 1 to 1836 and encodes 611 amino acids. Gene Ontology annotation, molecular function: ATP-dependent protein folding chaperone; heat shock protein binding; ATP binding. The record is from RefSeq and is a predicted model, not a curated record. Gene Ontology annotation, cellular component: cytoplasm.
AUGAACCCUCGUUCCGUAAUCGGAAUAGACAUCGGCACAACCAAGUCUUGCGUGGCAGUUUUCAAAGAUGGAAUCGUUCAAGUCAUCCCAAAUAAACAAGGAAAUCGUACGACACCGUCGAUGGUGGCAUUCCAUAUGAAUGACGUGUUGGCUGGAGAGUUGGCAAAGUUGCAGAUAGACGAAAAUCCGGAGAACACUGUUGUUGGUCUCAACCGUCUCAUCGGACGUAAUAUCGACGACCCACUCCUCCAAGCAAACAUCAAAAACUACCCCUUCCGUAUCAUCAUUGAAGAAGAAAACACCCCAAAAAUUGAGGUGAAAUACAGAAAAGAAGUCAAACAGUACUCAACCGAAAAACUGAAUGCUCUGAUGAUAUUCAAGUUGAAAUCGAUGGCUGAGAGAUAUUUGGAUUCAGAAGUCAGCGAUGCAGUCAUCUCAGUUCCAUCUCACUUCAACAACUCGCAACGUCAAGCUGUAAUUGAUUCGAGUAAACAGGCUGGAUUGAAUGUUCUCCGUAUUGUGAAUGAUUCAACACUCGCUGCGAUUGCUUACGGUAGAAUUCAGAAGAUACUCCCAAUGGAGCAGAACAUUCUUGUCUAUGAUUUGGGAGGUGGCACUCUCAGUGUCGCUAUUCUCCACUUGGAUGAAAUCUACAAAGUCAAAGCGUCAUCUGGAAAUGUGGACUUGGGAGGAGAAGACUUUUUGGAUCGAAUUGUCAAACACUUUGUAGAGGAGAUCAAGAUUACUUACCACAAGGAUAUCACUCAGUGUCCAACAGCACUUCAACGUCUUCGGAAUGAAUGUGAAGCUGCGAAGAAAGCAUUGUCGAGUUAUUCUAAAAUCGGAGUUCAUAUCAAUCAGCUAUUCGAGGGAACUGAUUUCGAAUCGAUUGUUUCUAGAGAGCAGUUCGAGUUCUUGUGUGAGGAUCUGUUCCGGAAGACGUUGGACCCAGUUUUGGAAGUUUUGACACUCGCGAAGAUGUCUAUGAGGGAGAUCGAUGAAGUCAUCCUUGUCGGUGGAUCCACCCGCAUCCCGAAAAUCCAACAACUUCUCUCCGAAUUCUUCAAUGGAAAACCACUCAACAAAUCUCUCAACGGCGACGAAGCAAUCGCCCACGGAGCGGCUAUCCAUGCAGCAAUGUGCUCAGACCACAACCAAUUCAAGGAUCUUCUCGUUCUCGACGUCUCUUCACUCUCGGUUGGAGUUGAUAACGGAAAAGGGAUCAUGGAUCCAGUUAUCAGAAGAAGCACUGGGAUCCCAACUACUGUCUCCCGACGUUACGAAACUGUUCAGAGGGACCAGUCUGAAUUGAUUGUCCAAGUGUGGGAAGGAGGGGAUUUCCAAACAAAACAAAAUCAUCUUGUCGGAAAUUUCAAAAUAUCCGGAAUUCAGCCAUCUCCAGUUGGUACCAUCCUAAUUGAGACGUCGUUCAAUAUCGAUGUCAAUGGAAUUCUCACCAUCUCAGCUACGGAAUACCCGACUGGAAAUCAUCUAUGUGUGACUCGCAGCCAAGAACCUGUGCAGUUGAGUGCCAUGGCUGUGUCAAUUGAAAAUGAGAAAAUAAGAAGAAUUCGAAUGGAGCAGGAGAGGAAGAGAGCCGCCAAAAGAAGAGAGCAGUUCAAAAAACUUGCCACGGAUUUCAAGGAGCUGAUGAUAAGAGAGCCGAAAAUCAUAAUCAAAAAUUGCGACAAAAUGCUUCAAUGGCUCGAAGAGAAUCGAGAUUGCUCCGAAUCCGAAGUCAAGUACAAGUUCAAGGGAGCUCUGGGAUAUCUCGAUAGAAGAAUUGCGAAGUUUUCGAAGGCAGCUGGCACGGAUCGGUACUCUCAUGGGAAAUGA